CUGUCUCGACCCUCCAGCUGCCGGUAUGGAGGCGGCUCAGAUCCGGAGCGCCCCGCGCUCACCCUGACUCGGUGCCAGCGAGGAGAUUCGUUCUCUCAGUUCCGCUUCUCAGAGGAGAAGGAGUGGGAGAUGGACCCAGUCAUGGCCAGCCAGAUGUCAGCAGUGGUGUUGGACCUCCCAGCUCUCGCACAGACUCUUCAACCAGUUCCUCUCCACCAGCGGCUCAACCUGGAGGCCGAGCUGGUUCAGGUCUCGGCACCAGCAGAGCUGCCCGCCGUUACCCUCACACCUAAACAGGAAGUGUCCAAAACAUCCAAAUUCACCCCCUCAUGCCCGGCCGUCAGAGGCCUCAGCAUCAACCACAGAGCCCCCCCGGGUCCUCCUGCAGCCGCUGAGCCUGUGGGGGGGGACGAUGGCGACGCAGACCUGGACCAGCUGCUCGGCUUACAGAAACCAGACCGGAGCGCUGCAGGGACCCAGUCAGUCAGCGGCGCAGAGGAGGAAAGUGCCGCUCCAGAACAAGCUCAUGAGGACGAGAUUGUACCAACGGGGAAAGAAGAAGUUAAAGUCAAAGAUGUCACACCUCCAAAGUCCCCGUCCAUCAGAAAGGAGAUGACGGAGGAUGAUCUGGAGGACUGGCUGGACAGCAUGAUUUCCUGA
Menidia menidia (Atlantic silverside) is the source of this 660-nucleotide messenger RNA. NCBI's taxonomy places the organism in Eukaryota, Metazoa, Chordata, Actinopteri, Atheriniformes, Atherinopsidae. The record is from the annotation of a GenBank genome assembly.